This is a messenger RNA of Jatropha curcas, 1515 nucleotides long. NCBI's taxonomy places the organism in Eukaryota, Viridiplantae, Streptophyta, Magnoliopsida, Malpighiales, Euphorbiaceae. The record is from RefSeq and is a predicted model, not a curated record.
AUGGAACCAUUAAGUUCAUCAAUUCCAGAUUUUGGCAAUCUCCAGAGCGGACAUCCUGAAGGAAAUUCAAUAGAAGUUGAGGGUUUCAAGAAUCGUGUUGAUGAACUUUUCAACAAGGUUGAUAAGCUUGAGCAAAGAGUGAAUGAGGUUGAACAGUUCUACUUGAACAUAAGCAAAAAGCAACAGACUGGAUCAAAAGGUAGUUCUAUUGUCAAGGAAAAAGACAAGGAGAAACAUGUACCUAGCAUAAGGAAGCAGCAGCAAGAUGCAUCUAAAAGGGAGGCAGCUGCUUCAAAGAGAAUGCAAGAGCUUAUGCGCCAAUUUGGCACAAUAUUGCGCCAGAUCACACAACACAAGUGGGCAUGGCCUUUUAUGCAACCUGUAGAUGUCAAAGGUCUUGGCUUACAUGACUACUAUGAGGUUAUUGACAAGCCCAUGGACUUCAGUACCAUAAAAAAUCAAAUGGAGGCUAAGGAUGGUACUGGAUAUAAGAAUGUUAGGGAGAUAUGUGCUGAUGUGAGAUUAGUUUUUAAGAAUGCAAUGAAAUAUAAUGAUGAAAGGAGUGAUGUUCAUGUUAUGGCCAAAACCUUACUAGCAAAAUUUGAGGAGAAGUGGCUACAACUUCUGCCUAAAGUCACUGAAGAGGAGAAAAGACGAGAAGUCGAGGAAGCAGAGGCUCAGUUGGAUAUGCAGCUUGCUCAGCAGGCUGUUCAUGCUAAAAUGGCGAGAGAAUUAAGUAAUGAGAUUUAUGAUAUUGAUAUGCAUUUGGAUGAACUCAGAGACAUGGUUGUUCAAAAGUGCAGAAAAAUGUCAACUGAAGAGAAAAGAAAGCUUGGGGCAGCUCUUACAAGAUUGUCUCCUGAAGAUCUCACUAAAGCAUUAGAGAUUGUAGCUCAAAAUAAUCCAGGUUUUCAAGCUACAGCUGAAGAGGUGGAUCUUGACAUUGAUGCUCAGAGUGAAUCAACUCUAUGGCGGUUAAAAUUUUUCGUGAAAGAUGCCCUUGAAGUUCAGGGUAAAAAUGCAGCAAGCACAGGUGGCAAUAAUAACAAUAAUAGUAACAACACCACCAACAACAACAAUAGCAACAAUAAACGGAAAAAAGAGAUUUAUGAGGCAAUUGCCAAAACUGCCAAGAAAAAGAGUAAAAAGGCCUCUGCUUGAUCUUAUUGUACUAUAGUACGGUGUAUUUUUGUUCAACUUCACUUUAGUUGCAUUACAAGUGGAUCAAUUCUUACUUUUUAGUCGUGAGCCUGACAAAUUAAUGGUGGGAAGCAGCAACACUGUUGGGUAGUUGCUUGGUAAAUAGUAUUUAUCUUUUUGUCUUACUAAUUGCUGAAAUUAGUCGCCUUCUAGCAGUUGGCAAAAAAGCAAACAAGCUUGCUGAGAUGGUGACGACUAUUCUGGCAAUUUGUGCUCACUUCAACAUGUGCUGUAGUUACAUUGUAAUAUGCAUGACAACAAUAUAUGUUUAUCGCAUUUUCUUCUCUUAGUAGCCAAGUCAAGUGCAUUUUGUUA